GUUCGAAAAAUAACAAAAGAUUGCAGAUCUAGGUUUGCUCCUCUCUUUUAUAUAAAGGCCAGGAAACUCGUUAUAUCUCACUCGUGCCUCUCUUCUCUCUCCUCUCCCUACCCUCUCUCGUAUAGAAGCAGUCCAAAGCUUCCCGGUUCUUUCUCCGAAACGCACAAUGGCAUCACACAUUGUUGGAUAUCCUCGCAUGGGGCCAAAGAGAGAGCUCAAGUUUGCAUUGGAAUCUUUCUGGGAUGGGAAGAGCAGUGCCGGUGAUUUGCAGAAAGUCUCUGCAGAUCUUAGGUCAUCCAUCUGGAAACAGAUGACCGAUGCUGGGAUCAAAUACAUUCCUAGCAACACCUUCUCGUACUAUGACCAAGUUCUUGAUACCACCGCAAUGCUUGGGGCUGUUCCUCCCAGAUAUGGCUGGACUGGCGGAGAGAUUGGGUUCGAUGUCUACUUCUCCAUGGCUAGGGGGAACGCCACUCUGCCAGCUAUGGAAAUGACCAAGUGGUUCGACACCAACUACCAUUUCAUUGUGCCCGAGUUGGGACCUGACAUGAAGUUCUCCUAUGCUUCACACAAGGCAGUGGAUGAAUACAAGGAGGCAAGGGCGCUAGGGAUUGACACUGUUCCAGUCCUCAUUGGUCCUGUCUCUUACUUGUUGCUGUCGAAACCUGCAAAGGGUGUGGAAAAAUCCUUCUCUACUCUCUCGUUGUUGGGAAGUAUUCUUCCAGUCUAUAAGGAGGUCGUGGCUGAAUUGAAAGCAGCUGGUGCUUCAUUGAUUCAGUUUGAUGAGCCCACACUUGUUAUGGAUCUCGAUGCUCAGCAAUUGCAAGCAUUCACUCAUGCCUAUGCCGAGCUUGAAUCAUGUCUUUCUGGCCUCAAUGCGGUCAUUGAAACCUACUUUGCUGAUGUUCCUGCUGAGGCCUACAAGACUGUUACUUCUUUGAAGGGCAUCACUGGGCUUGGAUUUGAUCUGGUGCGUGGAACCAAGACCCUUGACUUGAUCAAGAGUGCUGGAUUCCCAUCGAACAAAUUCCUCUUUGCUGGAGUUGUUGAUGGAAGGAACAUUUGGGCCAAUGAUUUGGCUGCUUCCCUCAGCACUUUGCAGGCUCUUGAGGCCAUCGUGGGGAAAGACCACCUGGUCGUCUCUACCUCGUGCUCUCUCCUUCACACUGCCGUUGAUCUGGUAAACGAGACCAAGCUGGACAAUGAGAUCAAGUCAUGGCUGGCAUUUGCAGCUCAGAAAGUAGUUGAAGUCAAUGCCUUGGCGAAGGCAUUGGCUGGUCAGAAGGAUGUGGCAUUCUUCUCAGCCAAUGCUGCUGCUCAGGCUUCUAGGAAAUCCUCCCCAAGGGUGAACAAUGAGGCAGUUCAAACAGCUGCUGCUGCUUUGAGGGGCUCUGAUCACCGCCGAGCUACAAAUGUCAGCGCCAGGUUGGAUGCGCAGCAGAAGAAGCUCAACCUUCCGAUCCUCCCGACCACCACCAUUGGGUCAUUCCCCCAAACCAUGGAUCUUAGGAGAGUGCGCCGAGAAUACAAGGCAAACAAAAUCUCAGAAGAGGAAUAUGUGAAGGCCAUCAAGGAGGAGAUCAGCAAGGUCGUCAAGCUGCAGGAAGAGCUUGACAUUGAUGUCUUGGUCCAUGGAGAGCCUGAGAGGAAUGACAUGGUUGAGUACUUCGGGGAGCAGUUGCAGGGAUUUGCCUUCACAGUCAAUGGUUGGGUGCAAUCCUAUGGCUCCCGCUGCGUCAAGCCACCCAUCAUCUACGGUGAUGUGAGCCGCCCCAAGGCCAUGACUGUGUUCUGGUCCUCCAUGGCUCAGAGCAUGACCCCUCGCCCCAUGAAGGGAAUGUUGACGGGUCCAGUCACUAUCCUCAAUUGGUCGUUUGUUAGAAAUGAUCAACCAAGAUUCGAGACUUGCUACCAGAUUGCUUUGGCCAUCAAGGAUGAAGUCGAGGAUCUUGAAACUGCUGGUAUUCAGGUUAUCCAAAUUGAUGAGGCUGCAUUGAGAGAGGGCUUGCCUCUGCGGAAGUCUGAACAAGCAUUCUACUUGGAUUGGGCCGUCCACUCCUUCCGGAUCACCAACUGCGGUGUCAAAGACACUACCCAGAUCCACACCCACAUGUGCUACUCUAACUUCAACGACAUCAUCCACUCAAUCAUUGACAUGGAUGCUGAUGUCAUCACCAUUGAGAACUCCCGCUCUGAUGAGAAGCUCCUCUCUGUCUUCCGCGAGGGCGUGAAGUAUGGUGCCGGCAUUGGCCCUGGCGUGUAUGACAUCCACUCCCCCCGUAUCCCAUCAACGGAGGAGAUUGCUGACCGCAUCAACAAGAUGCUUGCGGUCCUUGAGACAAACAUCCUGUGGGUGAACCCCGACUGCGGGCUAAAGACCCGCAAGUAUGCUGAGGUCAACCCUGCCCUCACAAACAUGGUUUCGGCCGCCAAGCUCCUCCGCACCCAGCUCGCCAGUGCCAAGUGAGAGAGAGAGAGAGAGAGAGAGAGAGAGAGAGAGAGAGAGAGAGGAUUUCCCCAAACCCAUUUCGGUUCUCUUUCCAAAACGAAGAGUUUUAUUCAAAAUGAAAUUACGUUUCGUGAUCUCUAUCUAAUAAGGUGGUGCUUGUGUUUAGUCGAGUGUGGUUUUUAAUACAUAGAUUUUUGCUGCCUUCUCAGGCAAUCUUUUUUU
Molecule: messenger RNA, 2671 nt
Organism: Magnolia sinica
Lineage: Eukaryota; Viridiplantae; Streptophyta; Magnoliopsida; Magnoliales; Magnoliaceae
Product: 5-methyltetrahydropteroyltriglutamate--homocysteine methyltransferase 2
Exons: 14
Coding region: 167-2467 (766 amino acids)
Molecular function (GO): zinc ion binding; 5-methyltetrahydropteroyltriglutamate-homocysteine S-methyltransferase activity
Source: RefSeq, a predicted model, not a curated record